Messenger RNA from Rosa chinensis, 2957 nucleotides. Its product is annotated as chloride channel protein CLC-e. NCBI's taxonomy places the organism in Eukaryota, Viridiplantae, Streptophyta, Magnoliopsida, Rosales, Rosaceae. Gene Ontology annotation, cellular component: chloroplast thylakoid membrane. Gene Ontology annotation, biological process: chloride transport; transmembrane transport. The record is from RefSeq and is a predicted model, not a curated record. The transcript has 7 exons. The coding region runs from base 181 to 2514 and encodes 777 amino acids. Gene Ontology annotation, molecular function: voltage-gated chloride channel activity.
CUUGGCUUUUCACACCCUCAAAAGCUAUUCUAGUUUCCCCUUGUUUGUUCCCAAAUUACUGUUCAACUUAUUUUGGUAACAAGAACCGAAUUUAUUUGAUUUAUUAUUUAAAUUUAUGAGACAUUUAUCCAUUAGUUAUUGUGCUUGGCUGAAUAGCUAGCUCCGGGACUGGUGCACCCAAUGGGCGGUCUCCACUGUAAAUGGCGGUUCCCCAACACCCGCUUUAACCGUCAUUUGUGUCGUCUACCCUCCUCCCCUCCAUUUCCACCACCAUUCUCAACAAACACUCCACUACUAUUCUCUCCAUUAUCACAACCCAAAAUCACUACCAACGACAGAACUGCUGGUGUUGGGUUUACAGCAACAAACACUAGAAGUAGAAGUAGAGUUCUAAGUCUCAGACCUCUGUUCUCCCUCCCUCAAAAUCAACAAACCCAACAAGUACAAGAAGACAACGAACCAAACAAUGAAGAAGAAGAAGAAGAAGAUGAGGACAUUUCCCAAGGCCGUGGCAAUGGGAACUGGACAAUAGUACUAUCAUCCAGCUUGGUUGGUCUCCUCACCGGCCUCGGUGUCGUUCUCUUCAACUACUCAGUGCAUGAGAUAAGAGAGGUGUUUUGGGAUGGGAUACCUCAAAGAGGAGCUUCAUGGCUGAGAGAGGAGCCCAUUACUGAUAUGUGGCAGCGAGUGAUUUUGGUUCCGGCUUCCGGGGGUUUGAUUGUGGCCAUUUUGAAUGUGCUUAGAGGUGCAUUGGAUGAUGAACAAGGAGAAGAGAAUGAAGAAGAAGAGAAUGUAUUGGUGAAAAUGGGAAUGCCCGUUUCGGUUUUUGAUAGCUUGAAGGCUGCGUCACGUCCAUUUCUUAAGGCUGUUGCUGCUUGUGUCACUCUGGGAACUGGGAAUUCUUUAGGUCCGGAAGGGCCUAGUGUUGAGAUUGGGACCUCCAUUGCCAGAGGUGUAGGUUCUGUGUUUGAUAGAAGUUCGCAGAGAAAGCUCUCUCUUGUGGCUGCUGGAUCAGCUGCUGGAAUUGCUUCUGGAUUCAAUGCUGCUGUUUCGGGAUGCUUCUUUGCGGUAGAGUCUGUCCUAUGGCCAUCACCAGCGGAUUCUUCUUCUUCAUCUGUUUCACUUACAAAUACCACUUCUAUGGUCAUUCUCAGUGCAGUGAUAGCUUCUGUUGUUACACAAGUUGGUCUUGGUUCUGAACCAGCAUUCAAGGUCCCAGGCUAUGACUUCCGCUCACCUAGUGAGCUACCACUGUAUCUACUUCUGGGAAUUUUAUGUGGCUUGGUUUCGUUAACGUUUUCCAAGUGCACAUCAUACAUGUUGUUAUUCGUUGACAACCUUCAGAAGGCCACUGCCCUGCCAAGAAGUUCGUUUCCUAUACUAGGAGGCUUAGCAGUCGGGCUUAUAGCAUUGGCAUAUCCUGAAAUCCUUUAUUGGGGAUUUGAGAAUGUUGACAUUUUGCUAGAAUCUCAACCAUUUGUGAAAGGCCUCUCAGCUGAUCUCCUGGUUCAGCUGGUAGUGGUUAAGAUAGGUGCAACCUCUUUGUGCCGCGCCUCUGGGUUAGUUGGAGGCUACUAUGCUCCAUCACUCUUCAUUGGUGCAGCAACAGGAAUGGCAUAUGGGAAAUUCAUUGGCUCCGCAGUUGCUCAGUCCAAUCCCAUACUUCACCUCUCCUACUUGGAAGUAGCAUCACCACAAGCAUAUGGACUGGUUGGAAUGGCUGCUACUCUUGCAGGAGUGUGCCAGGUACCUCUUACGGCAGUGCUGCUGCUUUUUGAAUUGACACAAGAUUAUCGAAUUGUUCUACCACUGCUUGGAGCUGUAGGGUUAUCUUCAUGGGUUACAUCUGGACAGACAAGAAGAAAAGAUGCCUCAAAGAGUAAAACACUGUUACAGGGAAAAACUAGUGCCAUUCAACAACCUGAAGUACGUUUCCCUAGUGUGAGUGGGCUAUCUUCUAGAAAAGCCUUCACCGAAAGUGCAUCUAACAUGAGUGACCUUUGUGAAAUGGAAAGCUCACUCUGCAUAGAUGAUUUUGAUAUUGAUACGGAAAAGUUAGAAAAGAGAAUACUCGUUUCAGAAGCCAUGAGAACAAGAUACGUGACUGUUUUGAUGAACACGUUGCUUACAGAAGCAGUGGCUUUAAUGCUUGCAGAAAAGCAGCCCUGUGCCAUGAUUGUUGAUAGUGAUCAGAUUCUAAUUGGUUUACUGACACUGGAAGACAUUCAAAAGUUCAGCAAUAAAUACGCAAAAUCAAGAAGACAACAACCCAAGGAACUUAUAGUAUGUGAAAUGUGUUCUUCUGAUGGGGAAGUAUGCAAAGUACCAUGGACUGCUACACCCAGUAUGGAUCUAUUUUCUGCUCAAAAUAUCAUGAAUAGAUACGAAGUGAAUCAAAUUCCAGUUGUUACAGAGCAUUCUCAGGAUCAGAGAGGGCACCUAGUUGGCCUUUUAGACAGAGAGUGUAUAAGCCUAACUUGCAGGGCUCUAGCAACCAGAGAAUCCCUCUGCUAGUCAUCAACACUAGAUGGCAUAUUUUGUGUAGAUAAAUCAGAAUACUCAUCACAGUUUUUUCACACUUUUGAUAAUACUGUCUCAACCUACCAUGGAACGUACAAUUCAGGCGUCCACCUGGUUGCUGCUUCAGAGCACCUCAGCCCACACGUCUUUCAUUUGGCUUUCAAUUGCUCAAACGCAAUCGAAGUCUGGAAUCUACACCAACUACCAAAUGUACAUGCAACUGAGGAAGAGUAAAGAUUCAUGACAACGUAUACAAAGUCAUUGGAAUAACCAAUUGGGUUCCUUUUAACAUUUUGCUUUGUAAUUAGGCCACAACAGAAAUGAACCUCAUACAGACUCUUACCGCACUGUAUUUGUGUGAUUGCACAUACAGGAAGAUUCAUCUCCUUGAUGAGUAAAGAUACAAAUUAGGCACCAAAAGGAUAUAGAAGUCUUUA